Molecule: messenger RNA, 3402 nt
Organism: Cydia pomonella (codling moth)
Lineage: Eukaryota; Metazoa; Arthropoda; Insecta; Lepidoptera; Tortricidae
Gene: step
Product: cytohesin-1
Exons: 9
Coding region: 191-1489 (432 amino acids)
Biological process (GO): regulation of ARF protein signal transduction
Molecular function (GO): guanyl-nucleotide exchange factor activity
Source: RefSeq, a predicted model, not a curated record
GUAUCAGACGGUCCGCCACGCCGCGUGGACGCGUCGCUUUGUCGCUCUGAACCGCAUACAGCUGACAGUUACCGGGACCGCAGUGCCAAGGGACUGUGUACUUUGUGAAUCUAGUGCUGUUUUUGACGGAUUCAAAUUGCAGUGUUGUGUUGUGUAGAGCGUUAGAAGCGUGUGAUGCGCUCGUAAAGUGAUGUUCAUCAAAGCCGGGCCUCCGGCCGAGGAGGAGCGCCGGGGUUCGGUCUCCAACUGGUUUUCUUCACUACGGCGGGGCGGGCGACGGCGGCGCGAUGAACCCUCGCCGUCCAACUACGGUUCCCUGGGCCGGCGUAAGGACACGCAGCCCCGCGGCAAGACCAGGUCUGCCUGGGACCUAACCUCUGUUUCUAGACUGCAACUCAAAGAUGAGCUCGGCGAGGUGGUCGCAGAGCUGGAGGCCCUGGACGGGCAGGAGGAGUGCAAACAGAACAGCAAGGCCAAACAGAUGAGCAUCGGCAGGAAAAAGUUCAACAUGGACCCCAAGAAAGGUAUUGAAUACCUGUACGAGAACGGUCUCCUCCAGAGAACACCCGAGGACGUAGCACAAUUUCUUCACAAGGGCGAGGGACUGAGCAAAACCGCUAUCGGGGAUUACCUCGGCGAGCGCUCGGACUUCAACGAGGCCGUGCUACGUGCCUUCGUGGAGCUGCACGACUUCACGGACCUCAUUCUGGUGCAGGCACUAAGGCAAUUCCUCUGGAGCUUCCGUCUCCCCGGCGAGGCUCAGAAGAUCGACCGCAUGAUGGAGUGUUUCGCGCAGCGCUACUGCCAGCUCAACCCGGACAUCUUCACCAACGCCGAUACCUGCUACGUGCUCAGUUUCGCCAUCAUCAUGCUCAACACUUCACUACACAACCCUAGUGUUAAAGAGAAACCUGGGCCCGAGCAGUUUGUCGCUAUGAACAGAGGGAUCAACAAUGGAGGAGAUUUACCACAUGAAUUGCUCUUGUCAUUAUACGAGUCUAUAAAGACGGAGCCGUUCAAGAUACCGGAGGACGACGGAAACGAUCUCAUGCACACGUUCUUCAAUCCCGACAAGGAGGGGUGGCUAUGGAAACAGGGCGGCAGAUACAAGUCGUGGAAGAGACGGUGGUUUAUACUCAAUGACAACUGCCUGUACUACUUCGAGUACACGACGGACAAGGAGCCGAGGGGCAUCAUUCCACUUGAAAAUAUAUCUGUGCGGCCGGCGGCGGACCGGCAGCGGCCGCACUGCCUGGAGCUGUACGCCAGCGGCGGCGCCGACCUCAUCAAGGCCUGCAAGACCGACUCCGAGGGCAAGGUCGUCGAGGGCAAGCACACCGUCUACAGGAUGUCUGCAUCGGCGGCGGAGGAGCGCGACGAGUGGAUCGAGUGCCUGCGCCGCUCCAUCAGCCACAACCCCUUCUACGACAUGCUCGCGCAGCGCAAGAAGAAGGCGCAGCACCACCACCACCACCACCCCGCCCACUAGCGCUCACUAGCGCUCACUAGCGCGCACUAGCGCACACUAGCGCACACUAGCGCUGCUCCACUACUCCUCUACCCACACGGCCCACUCCACUCUGUAACUGUCCUGUUGCAGCCAAACAGCGUGAACAGAUAGGAAAUAUGUAAAACGAUACGCUGUUUUGCCGUAAAUGAGUAGUGUUAGUGGCCUUUUGCCCGGCCGGCACGAUGGUAUCGGCUAAAAGAGCUCAUACCGUUUCGGAACUGAUAGUCUUUCACACGCUGUUCCUCGACUUUCCCCGUAUCCUUCGUGAUAGCUCGGCUCAUUAUCUGAUCGGCACGACAGUUCUGGAUCUACGAGCUCAUAUCGUUACGGGACUGAUUUUACUAGAAAAAAGUCGUUUUAUUUUCUGGUUUAGUAGCAUGAUUGUUUUCCGAACUAGUGUUGAACAUAAAAUGUUAAAAAUAACACAUGUUGACGCUGUCAAAUGAAGAAAAGUUCUGCAGAGUAUUUAUAUUUUAAUAUGCAGCUGCAUACUUACACUUCGGCAGUGAUGCUACAAUAAAUGGAAUAAAAUAAUAAUUCAAUGCGGAGAAACGUCGCUAUGGCGGUGUGCUCGAAGCAUUUGUACGUAGCGUACAAAUCAGCAUCUGGCUAAUCUGAUUAAUUUUGGGGCCUACUGCGAAAAGCUAAAUUUGUAUAUAUGGUGACCUUAACCAUUGGACAAACCCUGAAAUCCCACGUAGGGUUACUUCUCAGGAAUGCUCUGACGUUAAUAUUUUUUUAAUUAGAACAAAAGAUAAAACAUUUUUUCCAAUAAUCGACAACAAAAAGAAACACACACUGUGUUAAUCUUUGGCAGUGUUUUUGACAAUUUGUUCGAAAUAUUUGAUAACGAUGACAUUUUUCAAAAGUCAGAAGCUUAUUAGUGUCAUAAAUAAAAAAGAUAAUCAAAAAGGUUGAAGAAGGUUCCAUACUAUUCUUUGAGGAUAUUACCUUAGGAACUACUAACACAUACGGGCUGCUCCAAAGUAAAAAAUGGUAAUUUGUUAAUUUCUUCGAAAUCGCUACACCGGUUGUUAUGAUACUUUGUACACUGGUUCUAAAUAUCCUAAUGCAUAUGUACAUUUCGGCUUUGUCCAAUGGCUAGGGACACACUGUAUAAUAACAUAUGUGCAUCACUCUAAAGAGACCAGCUUUAGGUAUUCGCGGUAAGCUCUCGGUUAACACCUAGUGCUCACAAGAUAUAAAUGUAAACUCUAUUGUGACGAUUAGAAUUGUUUUAUAAAACGACUCUUCUAUUCCGACGCUCGUUUCACUUUUUUUCGCAUAGUAAAUGGUAUGUACUGUAUCUAAGUAUAGAAAUAUCUCAUUUAACAUUACGUUAAAUUACAUACUCAACGUUAAUUCAAUUUCAUUACAAUUUUUCCGUGUUACAGAGAUGUAAUGUGCAGCGUUAAUGCAGCUGAAUAUUUAUGCAAUAAUUUAUAUUUAUUACCAACACGGGAUUUAUAAGCACAAGAUAUCUUGUGCUACUUAGACUUUUUAUACUCGAAGACGAAUACUUCCGUUUGCAGAACGGAUACUGAACGAUUCUUUCGUUUUAAAUUGAUGAGCGGCUUAUACGGCGGUGGUUAGAAUAGUUAGAAACAACCAAAUAAUCAUGAUAAUGUCACAUGAUAAACAAAUGGGUUUGCUUUAAACAUAUGGCCAUAAUAAGCCCAUAAUUAUGAAUAGAUUGACGUCCAUCUAAAACGUAUAAGACGACAAGAGUUAAUGAUUAGUCAGUAGUCAGACUUCAAUCAUUGUGAUGUCCGCUGCCACAGCAGCCCUUUGUCGCGUGUCGCGUCAGGCCCACAGCCGGGCCAACGCAUGAUGGCGCGACAGUAUCUCGCCCGCGAGAUAGACUACCCGUCUUUUUCUAAAUGUUUUAAUUA